Messenger RNA from Darwinula stevensoni, 1858 nucleotides. Lineage: Eukaryota; Metazoa; Arthropoda; Ostracoda; Podocopida; Darwinulidae. The record is from the annotation of a GenBank genome assembly.
GAAUGAGAAAAUAGCUUCUUUGUGAUCCGUGAAGGCAUUUAAUGCUUCUCUCUUCGUUUAGGAUACAUGGAUAGUGAAGCGGAAGAAGGAAUGAGGAAUGAGACGUUUGAUGACGAGGAUUCUGAAGACGAAGAAAGGCUACACAUCGAUGACAAUCCGGUCAUCAAACAAGAGGUCUCUGAGGACACCGACACUAACUUCUCUACGGGGAGCAUAGACCUGUCCAGGUACCCAUACCUGGAACCAUUUGGGAGGCAUUUCUUAGCACGAGACUUUCCUUCGGCUCUCUAUCCCGCUUUGAAGAUGGAAGAGAAUGCAGACAAAGAGGCGAGAGGAAUAUCCAAGAGAACGAGGAUUGGGCAUUCGAGACGAGGAGGGAAACGCGGGCCGCGUCGAGUUCCAUUCUUUAUCCAGGAAAUUGCGUCGAGCACGAAGAAAUCGGAAGGAUCUCCGUUGUACAACUUCGAUGCGGCGAAUGAGGUGUUGAAAGCCAGGGAGAUCUGCACUUCCCUCCAAACGGCCCUUUCCGACUCGAAAAAGAACCAGGGACUGCUGACGGCCUUGUGCCUAGCAGAGAACCCAGGGGAAGACGCUUCUUUGAAUCAUCUCGAGAGCGAGGAGGAAGAGAAGCGGACGGUGAACGGGAUCAACCUGCCUUAUAUGGGCCAGAUGACUCUGAACAACAGCAAACCCCGUCGGGGUCGGAAGCCGAAGAAGGCGGACAUUUGUCACUUGAUUUCGAAGAACUACGGACUUCGACCUGUGAUGCCCAAGGCCAGUCGGGCGAAAAAGAUCCCACCUCUGAGAAGAAUCCUCCCUUCGGAUCGCGAAUUCCUUCUCAAUCCCACGCCGACGCAUCCGUAUAAGGAGAAGGAGGAGGAACCCCUGAAUCUGUGCGUACGGGACGGGAUCCAAGAAUCCAAGACGACCGAGAUGAAGACGGAAGAAAAAGAGGGAUUAUGGUGGUCGCCAUCGGCUCCUUUGCUUCUCCAGGCUCUGCAGACGCCUCCGUUGACAUUCCCCGAUAUCGCAGGUCAAGGUCAAAAUCAAGGUCAAGAGUCAGUCGUACAACCCGACCCAUCGGCAUUCCCCUUGCAGAGCCGGGAUGACUGGGACCGACUCCGGGAGAAUCGGAAAUUGAGGCAUUCGAGCACAAAGAGAGGAGCUGGGAAACGAAAUCCCAUCAGUGUUCCACCUCAGUCUCAGCCUCAGACUCAGUCUCAAGCUGCAGAGGUGAGCAUCUGCAAAUUCAAGUUCCGAGGCGGGCAGAAACCUUGUUUGGAAAGGAAGAAGAUGCUCUCUGUGGACUCUGGAGGGAACCUGCAUUUUUUCACAAAGGCUCUCGAUGCUCAAGUGAAUCCCACCGGUGAUGUCUGUGAUGAUCAGCGAUCGAUCGUCGAGAAUAAUCAAUCGAAUAAUCAUCAUCAUGAUCAUUCUCAUCCUCAUCGUCGUCCUGUUCCCUCGAAUUCCAGUCUGGCUUCGAAGAGGAAAUCCCGGAAGUCACUGGUGAGAGAAAAGCUGGAGAAGACGUUCAAGGACAGAGGGUUCCUCAUUCAGACCCAGCAAUUCGAAGCACCACAGGGUGCCACUUUCUGCAAGUUCAGGCAACUCAAGAAGUUUACUAGAUAUUUGUUUCGCAGUUGGAAGGAUUAUCUGCCAGCUGGUGGCGGCGCACCGACGAAUUGAUUUUUAAACUGGGAGCUGGGAUGUUGUCUCGGGAAUAAAACAUACGUGUGAAUAUAGUUCGUACCAGGAGAUGGAAGAGAAAGAGUGAGAUUUUAUUCUUUCUUCGUCGAGGAAGGAUUAUUAGUCAGGAGGAAUGGGGGGAGGAGGGGGAGCAUGCUUCAUUGAGGGAGGG